This is a messenger RNA of Didymodactylos carnosus, 573 nucleotides long. The record is from the annotation of a GenBank genome assembly. Lineage: Eukaryota; Metazoa; Rotifera; Eurotatoria; Philodinida; Philodinidae.
AUGAAUUUGCGUUACGAGGCAAAGCAUCAUCUAUUAAAACAAGUGGCGAAUCGAUGUAAUAAUUUUAUCAAUUUACCUUGUACUAUAUCUAGACGUGUGCAAUUACGUCAGUGCUAUGAGAUAAUGCACACAAAUAUAUUAAAACCUGAUACUGUUAGCGGUAAAUUUAGUAAACGGCGAACAACAAGUUUCACUCAAACAAUACAAAUUGCAUUACAUGAUGAUCAUCGAUUCAAUUACGGUGAAUUUGUACAAUGUGUCAAAUGGGUGAUAUUAGAUAAUGUUAAAUACAAAAUCGGUGAUUCCUUCGUUUUCCAUUUAGUGGGUGGAGAAGAAAUACCGUUGUUUGCGGAGAUAAAAUAUAUUGUUAGCAUUGGAAAAGAAUGGCGAUUCAUCGUUCAGUGCUACGACACAGUGGUAUUUAAACAAAAUUUAUGGUGUUAUCAAGUGAAUGCGUCUGACGUCACUAUAUUAGAUAAGAAUGAUUUUUUAACACACAAAGCAGAAGACUGUUAUCAUAUAAAUAAUUUACGUUUCGUUCGUGUACCUUAUCGUUUAACUCUUGUGGAAUAA